CCGGCAGAGGCUGCUCGAGCUCGCCCAGGAGUACGAGAGCCUCCACGCGGAGGUCGCGUCCCCCCUCCCCUGCGGCCUGGGCCCCGCGGCGGCGGGCCCGGCCCCGCCGCGGGACCUGCCCGAGGCGCCGGCGGGUGCGGGGGGGCCGGCCGCGCGUGAGGCAGCGACCCUGGUCAGGAGGGACCUCCCGCGGCCCCGUGUUCAGCCUCUCUUGGCGAGCCCUUCUGGGCAGCCCACGCCCCCCGAGGUGAUCCCGCUCUCGAGCGAGCCCAGCUGCGCCGGGGACAGCGUGGUCCCCGCGCCCACCAUCGCCAGCAGCCCAGUGCGCACGCGCCACACCGCCGGCAGCGCGGCGAGGACCCCCAGGCUGGGGGUUCCUGGCGACCACGGCGCCUUCGGAAUGCAGACUCCAUCCCGAGGAGGAGAGAGAGAUUUCAACCGGGCCGUGAGGAGGACGCUCGGAGCCGUCAGGGAUUCCACGGCCUCGGCGACAAUAGACACGAGGCCCCUCGUCUGGUUCGUGAAGAGCCGUUACUUCAGCAUGCUGUUUGCGUGUCUGAUCAUCUGGAGCAUAGUGCUGGUUGGCAUUGAGACCCAGGUUCUUUCGAGCGCGUCCUACAAAGGGUCAGGCUCGGAGCAGGUGCUAGAUGCCUUGUCGGCAGCCAAUUACAUUCUCACGCUCUUGUUCACAGUGGAGAUGGUGGCCCGAAUCUACGCCUACAGACUUGAGUUCUUUGUCGAGGAAAGACUGUGGAAUUUCUUCGACCUGGUGAUCUUGGUUCUGGCGAUCAUCGAGGUUGCUCUGGAGCUUUCAGUGCUAGCGUUUUCAGGCCACAGGGCCGGCUUCUUCGAGAACGGCGGAACGGCGAAGCUCCUGCGUCUUUUUCGCCUCACUCGGCUGCUUCGACUCGUCCGAACAUUUCGUCAACUGAAGCCCUUGCGGAUGCUUGUGCAUUCAAUAGCGUGCGCCGGCAAAUCGGUGUUUUGGGCUUUGAUGCUGCUCUUCAUGAUCGUAUACUCCUUUGCAAUCGUUCUGACACAAGCAGUGACGGAGCACACCGCAGGUGGCGAGCAGAUUGAGGAUGAGGAUUUGGUAUCGUAUUUCGGUGAUUUGUUUCGAUCAAUGUUGAGUCUUUGGAUGGCAGUUUCUGGUGGCAUUAGCUGGAACGAGCUCACCGCGCCGCUGGAGAGGACGGACAACCCCAUGUGGAUGAUCUUGUUCUUGCUCUACGUUGUGUUCGUGUAUUUCUUCAUACUCAACGUCGUGACCGGCGUGUUCGUUCAGAAUGCAUUCGAGGGGGCUCAGCAAGAUUUGGAUCUAACCAUCGAAGCCCAGCUCAGGGACAAGCACAUGUACGCGGACCGCUUGAAGUUGCUUUUCCGGGAGAUGCACAGAGAUCCCGAAGCAAUCAGCACGGGCCUCACGGCGGCCGAGCUCCAGAACCAGCUGAUCAAGCCGAAAGUGCAGUCCUGGUUCAAAGCCCUGGACAUCGACGCGAAGCAGACAUGGAAGCUGUUCAAGAUCCUCGACGCGGACCGCACGGGCCGCGUUUCCCUGGAAGACUUCGUGCACGGUUGCUUGCAGCUCCGGGGGCCAGCUACGCGCGUCGACGUCGAGUCCUUGAAGUGGGAGAUCAGAGGUGCGAACAGCCGCGCAGAGCAGACUGCUGACAAGUUCGCGGGGCCGUCCAUGCAUGCCAGGACGCCGGCUGCGAAGAAUUUCGAGAAGGAGCCGUCGGGGGCCACCUUUGGGGCCUUCGGGUCGAUCAUGAGCGCCUGCACCGAAGCGGCGUGACUGUGCAGCUCUCGGGGCCGUGGCUGCCGAGUCGGCAGGGGGGGGUCGGGCCACGAGCUCUGCACUCCUCCGGUGCUCCAGGCCCGGCCCAUCCUCCUCCUCCUCCUCCUCCUCCUCCUCCUCCUCCUCCUCCUCCUCCUCCUCCUCCUCCUCCUCCUGGCCCAUGAGCGGUGUGCGUGCCUCCCCGGCCAAGACAGGAGGGCGCCGACGCCGCUCCCGGGCGGAGGGUGGGCCCCUGGCCGGGGGCAGCGGGCACGUGUGGAUGCCGUCGCCCGGAGGGAGCGGCCUGGCGUGGAAGCUGGCGCGCCCCUCUGCCUCGGCCUCUCGGCUGCCUCCGUGGCCUGUCGUCGCCAGGAAGGCAGAGCGCCACGCAGGGGCGCGCGCACCACAGAGCGGGGGGGCCGAAUGGUACUGCACCUUGGCAUCGCUCGGACGUGUGCAUUUUUUUUCGUCAUGCGCCCCGCCCGCGCGAACCACCCGCAACUGCUUGGGGGUAUGUCCUGCAUGGUGCGCGAGUGAGGAGCAAGUUGCAGUAUUUUUGUUCCCGCGAGGUAGGCUGAAGUAGGCCCUGUAGAGACGAAGGUAGUUUUUCCAUUAUGAAACAGCGUCCAGGCGACCUUGUCCUGACCUGUCCGCCUUGCUACCAUCGUAAUUGGACGUGCGUCCAUGGCCUAGCCCGCACGGUGUGCAUGCAGAUGCGAUCCAAGACGGAUCUGCACAUGCUUACAGUGGCUGUACUUGUUGUGGCUAGUAUUUAGUUGCUCCUCUUUCUACACUUCCCUCUCCAGUGUACCCUCUGGCCCCCUCCCGUCGAAGUGAAUAUAGCGCUCAAUGGUGUUUUCGAGCGAUGUGUCCAAAUAUUUUUGGAACUGAUUGAAGAUCGGUUGUUCAUCCUGGUGGGACCGUAUUCCACGCGAAUGCGAAGGCGCCUCGGUUGUAAGUGCUUAGGCAUUGGCAUGUUCGUCUGAAGCCACCUUGUGCAUGGCCGAAGGACUUGCAUGUCCUACGUUCUGUAGGGUAUUGGAGUUGGACCUUCUGCCCUUACAGACAAACACCAAGAUUACAGGAGAUGGGGGGCUCGCCUUGGUCAUUGUACGAGUGCGGGCCCUGAAGUCCUUGUCAGUUCGUUUUCGGAUCACAUGUUUUGGACCUCUUCACUUCCAGAACUGCUGCAUCGUCGGGGACCGUGGAGUGCAUUCG
Molecule: messenger RNA, 2995 nt
Organism: Prorocentrum cordatum
Lineage: Eukaryota; Dinophyceae; Prorocentrales; Prorocentraceae
Source: the annotation of a GenBank genome assembly